Aplosporella prunicola CBS 121167 is the source of this 2068-nucleotide messenger RNA. RefSeq lists its product as uncharacterized. The transcript has 5 exons. Gene Ontology annotation, biological process: ammonium transmembrane transport. The coding region runs from base 222 to 1706 and encodes 494 amino acids. Gene Ontology annotation, molecular function: ammonium channel activity. NCBI's taxonomy places the organism in Eukaryota, Fungi, Ascomycota, Dothideomycetes, Botryosphaeriales, Aplosporellaceae. Gene Ontology annotation, cellular component: plasma membrane. The record is from RefSeq and is a predicted model, not a curated record.
CAUCAUUUAUACCUUAGGCCAUUGCUGCCUCGCGUGUCAGCCCCGUCUUGUCAGCUUCCCCAGACUGCCAUCAUCAAAGCUGAGCUCUGCGCCUACAGCUCUCUGCUUCGUUCUUUCGCUUUUCUGAAUUUUUACAAAGUAUUAGCGCCCGAGCGCAUUAUUUCUUUUCGCUGGAAUAUCAUUCUUCCCAGCUGAAAGAUUUGGCUAGGUGGUUUGCUACUAUGUCCGCCUCCACGGACUUGCCAUAUGUCCCUUUCCAAGCUUUCCCGUCUGAUGCUCCGAAGACAGGUGGGGACAGCUUAAAGGAAGAUCUCAAUGUCUACUACGAGACAGGAAACAUCGCAUGGAUCAUCACAUCCACAGCUCUCGUGCUGCUUAUGAUUCCCGGUGUGGGGUUUUUCUACUCCGGACUUGCUCGAAGAAAGUCCGCCUUGUCGCUAAUAUGGCUGUCAAUCAUGGCUACAGCCGUGGUGACUUUUCAAUGGUUCUUCUGGGGCUACUCUUUGGCUUUCUCCCACAAGGCUGGCAAAUACAUCGGUGCUCUGGAUAAUUUUGGCUUUAUGGAUGUCCUCGGCGCACCUUCCGUCGCGGCAUCCGGCAUCCCGGACCUCCUCUUUGCCGUAUACCAGGGUAUGUUCGCGGCUAUAACUGUCGCUCUGGCUGUGGGUGCCGUCGCGGAACGUGGCCGUAUGUUGCCCUGCGUCAUUUACAUGUUUGUCUGGUCGACCAUCAUCUAUGACCCGAUCGCUUGCUGGACAUGGAAUCCCUCUGGCUGGGCUGCUAAAAUGGGCAGUCUCGACUUCGCCGGUGGUACUCCGGUACACAUUGCCUCUGGGUGCGCCGCACUUGGCUAUUCUUAUAUGCUUGGCAAGAGACGUGGUCACGGUACACAGGAGCUCAACUAUCGUCCUCACAACGUAACCCAUAUUGUCAUCGGUACAGUAUUCCUGUGGGUCGGCUGGUUUGGCUUCAACGCUGGCUCAGCAGGAGCUGCUAACCUUCGCGCUGUGCUUGCCGCAAUGGUGACCAACUUGGCUGCUUGCGUUGGUGGCAUUACCUGGUGCUUGGUCGAUUACCGCCUUGAACGCAAGUGGUCUACUGUUGGUUUCUGUUCCGGUGUCAUUGCUGGACUCGUCGCGAUCACUCCUGGCUCCGGUUUUGUUCCUGUCUGGGCCGCUGUUCCCUUCGGUGUUUUGGGUGGCGCUAUUUGCAACUAUGCCACCAAGCUCAAGUACUUUAUGCGUUGCGAUGAUGCGCUCGACAUUUUCGCUGUUCACGGCGUCGGUGGCUUUGUCGGAAACAUCCUGACCGCUUUCUUUGCUGCGGAUUAUAUUGCUCAUCUCGAUGGCUCGACUGAGAUUGAUGGCGGAUGGCUCAAUCACCACUGGGUCCAGCUUGGCUACCAGAUUGCCGAUUCUGUCGCAGGCGCUGCCUACUCUUUUGCCGGUACCUGCAUCAUCCUGGGUGUCAUCGGGUUCUUAGGCAACUACUUCCCGGUCUUGAGGCUCCGCGCCACUGAGGAAGAUGAAAUACUGGGUAUUGACGACGUCGAGAUCGGCGAAUUUGCUUAUGACUACGUUGAACUCAGCCGUGAAGCCAAAAUCCCCGAGGAUGACGACGCACAGUCGACGCACCGUUCGGUCAGGUCUAAUCGCAACGAGCCGCCCGAGAAGAACCAUGCUUCAAUGGGCUUAAGUAAUCCGUAAUCCGAUGACUAUUCGUUGAAUAAACUUCAUAAUUCAUCUUCUAAAUUGCGCAUCUGCGUAAGGGUGCCAGGGGCUUCUGGAGUGGCUCGUUUUGGAGAAGUGUUUGUUAGUUGCCUGUAGAUAGAUAUCGACAAACCACAUUGGGGUCGAUUGAUAUUGAUAUCUUUAAGCCCUCCCACUUGGCAGGCGUUCUGCGGAUGAGGCAAUGACCUGUAGAGUUUACAUUUGGCACCGGAUAAUUUGCCCACCCCCUCUAAAUAUUUUGCCCAUCCCACGUAACAGCAUCUACAGAAUUAUAUGAUGUGUUUUCUACUCUUUGAAAUUUUAGGUCUCUAUACCCUUAUAAGUACCUUCAUACCCCU